AAUCCUUAAAACUACUUUUUACAAACACGAGGGCACGCCGACAAAUCCACCCUCUGACACACAAAACUGGCGCUUUGCUUUUCCGACGGAUCCGAGACCACCACUCCACCUCAUUCGCACGUGCCAAGCGUUACGCACACUCGUCCUCUGCACGUGCCACCCACCUCCUCUCUCUGUGUGUCUCUCUCUCUCUACCGUCCUGAGAUUCUCUUCAAUCUUCCACCUGAAGGCAAAAGAAAAAGGGGAAAAAGGGAAAACAUUCCCCACUCAGAAAAAAAUCACCAACUCCCAAAUGCUGAUACUGCUUCCCGACCCGAGCUCUCGAUCCGAACCCGAAUAAAGGCGUCGCCAUUUUCAUCUUAGAUCCGAGGUGUAUCGGAGCGGGGUUGUAUCUUCUAGAAAUUCGCCGAGAGAUUUCUAGGAGUUUUUCUCUGCAACUUGUUGUUGUUGUUGUUGUUGUUGUUUGUUUGAACUGCCAUGGAAUCGAUACUGGCUCGGGCCUUGGAGUACACUCUCAAGUACUGGUUGAAAUCUUUCUCCAGAGACCAGUUCAAAUUGAAUGGUCGGACCGCACAGCUUUCCAAUUUGGAUAUAAAUGGAGAUGCUCUGCAUUCGAGCAUGGGAUUGCCGCCGGCGCUGAAUGUGACGUCGGCAAGAGUUGGAAAAUUGGAGAUAGUGCUGCCAUCCGUGAGCUAUGUACAAGUAGAGCCAAUUGUCGUACAAAUUGAUAGACUUGAUUUGGUGCUGGAGGAGAAUCCGGAUGCAGAUGAAUCUAGAAGCACAAGCAGUUCCCACUCAUCCUCCAGCCUUGCAAAGGGUAGCGGUUAUGGAUUUGCUGAUAAGAUUGCGGAUGGAAUGACUUUAGAGGUUCAGACUGUCAAUCUUCUACUUGAAACUCGUGGAGGUGGUCGCCGCCAAGGAGGGGCUACUUGGGCAUCACCUCUUGCAUCUAUAACCAUACGCAAUCUUUUGCUGUAUACAACUAAUGAAAAUUGGCAGGUUGUAAAUCUUAAGGAUGCACGAGACUUCUCCACUAACAAAAAGUUCAUAUAUGUAUUCAAAAAACUUGAGUGGGAAUCAUUAUCCAUUGAUCUCUUGCCUCAUCCUGAUAUGUUCAUGGAUGAUAAUUUCGCUCGUUUUCAAGAGGGAAGAAACCAGAGAGAUGAUGAUGGUGCAAAACGAGUUUUCUUUGGUGGCGAGCGUUUUAUAGAAGGAAUAUCUGGACAAGCUUAUAUUACAGUGCAAAGAACUGAAUUGAACAGUCCACUUGGGCUUGAGGUUCAAUUACAUAUUACAGAAGCAGUUUGCCCAGCAUUAAGUGAACCUGGAUUACGUGCUCUUCUCCGCUUUUUAACGGGAGUAUAUGUCUGUCUAAAUAGGGGUGAUGUUGAUUCGAAGGCUCAGCAGAGAUCCACUCAUGCGGCAGGGCGUUCUCUAGUCUCUAUUGUCGUGGAUCAUGUAUUUCUCUGCAUUAAAGAUGCUGAAUUCCAGCUUGAACUUUUGAUGCAGUCUCUCUUAUUUUCUCGGGCCUGUGUUUCUGAUGGAGGAAAUGACAAUAACUUGACCAAGGUUAUGAUUGGUGGAGUGUUUUUAAGGGAUACCUUUUCACGGCCUCCUUGCACCUUAGUGCAACCAUCAAUGCAUGCCGCUUCAGAAUGUCCUGUUAAUGUCCCUGACUUUGCUAAGGAAUUCUGCCCUCCCAUAUAUCCUUUGGGAGAACAAGAGUGGCAGUUAUUUGUGGGUGUCCCUUUACUGUGCCUCUAUUCUCUUCAGAUCAAGCCCUCUCCAGCUCCACCACGUUUUGCUUCACAAACAGUAAUCAACUGUCAACCGAUUAUGAUUCAUCUCCAGGAGGAAUCCUGUUUGAGGAUAUCUUCUUUCCUAGCUGAUGGGGUCGUAGUCAAUCCUGGUGUAGUUUUACCAGAUUUUUCUGUAAAUUACUUCAUUUUCAUUCUCAAGGAAUUAGAUAUUAGUGUUCCUUUGGACCCAGUCCAAUUGAGUAAUUCUACUGGCAAUGGGGAUGGUGUGUCAAACUCCUUUGCUGGGGCAAGGCUCUACAUUGAGAACUUGUUCUUUUCUGAGUCACCUUUGCUAAAACUAAGAUUACUGAGCCUGGAGAAGGAUCCUGCUUGCUUCUGCCUUUGGGAAGGUCAACCGGUUGAUGCUAGCCAGAAGAAAUGGACUGCUAGGGCUUCUCAGCUUAGCUUGUCUCUUGAAACACAUACUGGAUUAAUUGGGCUUCAGAGUUCUCUUGACUCAGUGUCAGGCUUGUGGAGAUGUGUGGAACUGAUAGAUGCUUGUGUGGAAGUAGCUAUGGUAACUGCUGAUGGGAGCCCCUUAAUUGAUGUUCCACCACCGGGUGGUAUUAUGAGGGUGGGAGUUGCUUGUGAACAAUUUUUGUCCAACACGUCAGUUGAACAGUUAUUUUUUGUCCUUGAUCUUUAUGCAUACUUUGGAAAAGUUAGUGAAAAGAUUGUACUUGUUGGAAAAAAUACUAGGCCAAAGAGAAAUGAGUCUUCUAGUGGAAGGCUGAUGGAUAAGGUUCCCAGCGAUGCAGGAGUAAGUUUAGCAGUGAAAAAUCUUCAGCUUAGAUUUCUUGAGUCUUCUUCUAUGAAUAUUCAGGGAAUGCCUCUAGUACAGUUUAUUGGGAAUGAUCUUUUCAUUAGAGUUACUCAUAGAACCCUUGGUGGUGCAAUUGCUGUUUCAUCUACUUUAUGUUGGGAUAAUAUUGAGAUUGAUUGUGUUGACACUGAAGGAAAUUUGGCACAUGAGAAUGGCACAGUGUUAACUUCUAAAGACAAUGGUGUCCUGUUGAGUGGGAAUGGACACCCUCAGCUAAAAGCUGUUCUUUGGGUAUACAAGGGAAGAAACCGUCAAUUAAGUGCUGAUCCAUUUCUAGAUAUUAGUGUGGUACAUGUAAUUCCAUUGAAUGCUGUAGAUGCAGAGUGUCAUUCUUUGAACGUGUCAGCUUGUAUUUCGGGCAUCCGCCUGGGUGGAGGAAUGAAUUAUACUGAAGCUUUGCUGCAUCGGUUUGGAAUACUUGGACCUGAUGGUGGUCCUGGGAAGGGGCUCUCCAAAGGGCUAGAUAACUUACAGGCAGGACCAUUGUCAAAACUUUUUAAGACAUCACCUCUAAUUAUUGAUGGUUCGGAAGAUGGUGGAAGUUCAGGAGGGGGGAGUGAAAAUGGUGGUUUGCACUUGGGAAAGCCAGAUGAUGUGGAUGUCUCUGUAGAAUUGAAAAACUGGUUAUUUGCUCUUGAAGGUGAACAUGAGAUGGCAGAAAGAUGGUGGUUUUACAAUCAUGAAGAUGUGGGCAGAGAAGAGAGAUGCUGGCACAUAUCUUUUCGGAAUCUCCAAGUGAAAGCGAAAAGUAGUCCAACGCAUUUGUUGAAUGGCAGUUCAAAUAAAAUACAGAAAUAUCCUGUGGAAUUGGUUACGCUUGGUGUUGAAGGCUUGCAGACCAUGAAGCCCCACGCACAAAAGGGCAUAAAUUCAGCCAUCUCACCUGCAAAUGGGAUUAGAGAAACUUCUGAAACAUUUGGAGGGAUCAAUCUUGAAGUUCAAGUUGUAAUAUCAGAGGAUAAUGUUGAUGAGGAAAUGGUGAAGUGGAUUGUAGAAAAUGUGAAACUCUCAGUUAAACAACCGAUUGAGGCGAUAGUGACGAAGGAUGAAUUACAGCACCUUGCUUUAUUGUUUAAAUCCGAAGUUGACUCAAUGGGCCGAAUUACUGUUGGAAUUCUGCGGCUACUGAAGCUGGAGGGAUCUAUUGGCGAGGCAGCCAUGAAUCAACUUAGCAACCUUGGAAGUGAGGGAAUUGAUAAGAUUUUCUCCCAAGAAAAGCUUAGCAGGAGUAAUAGUGUCUACAGUAGUGGGCUCCCUCCGCCAUUGAGUCCUCCAUCAUUGAGUUUAGCUGGUGAAAGCCCACAUUCAACCUUGGAAUCAACAGUUGCUUUGCUUGAGGAGGCAAUCACAGAUUCACAAGCUAAAUGUGCUGUUCUUACCACCAACUUGGGUGGUUCAGAAUCUUCCAUGGAGCAUCUUGCCACCAUCAAACAACUUACUCAAAAACUUCAAUCUAUGAAUACUUUGUUGAUGCGGUUGAGGACUCAAAUUUAGUUCACCUUUCUAUUGCCAUUUUUUCUGUAAAACUUUGGGAUAAAAAGGAUCCCAAUAAUAUAGUUUACCCAAUUCUUUUCUGUAUAUAGAUAGAUACAAAUGCAAAUCCAAUGUAUGUACCAAGCAGGCAGAAAAGCAAAGCUCUUUCUGUAGUAAGAAAUUUUGUAAUGAGUGCCUAUAUACCUGGUGAGAAUUUUGGAAUAUACCUAGAUUUACUGCUCCUCA
Molecule: messenger RNA, 4341 nt
Organism: Ziziphus jujuba (common jujube)
Lineage: Eukaryota; Viridiplantae; Streptophyta; Magnoliopsida; Rosales; Rhamnaceae
Exons: 20
Coding region: 478-4116 (1212 amino acids)
Source: RefSeq, a predicted model, not a curated record